Molecule: messenger RNA, 1636 nt
Organism: Arabidopsis arenosa
Lineage: Eukaryota; Viridiplantae; Streptophyta; Magnoliopsida; Brassicales; Brassicaceae
Source: the annotation of a GenBank genome assembly
UCAGAUCCCUUGUUCGUCAACUUCCUGAGAAGGACGCUAAUGGCGAAUCGAUCGGAGGAAGCAGAGUACGAGAACGAUUCUCGGAGAAAUCACCAAGACAAGAAGAAAGAAGGAGUAUUAGAUCUGGUGUUGAAACGGCCUUUACGGUGGCUAAGAAUGCUCGUUGAAGAGCUUCACUGGAGCUUCUUCUUCGGUGUCAUUGUCGUCUAUGGAGUUAGCCAAGGACUUGGUAAAGGUCUCAGCAAAGUCAGCACUCAGUACUACUUCAAAGACGAGCAGAAGAUACAACCCUCUCAAGCUCAGAUUUAUGUUGGUUUGAUUCAGAUUCCUUGGAUCAUUAAACCUCUCUGGGGAUUGUUGACUGAUGUUGUCCCAGUUUGGGGUUACAGGAGACGACCCUAUUUCGUAUUCGCUGGUGUUCUUGCUAUGAUUUCCAUGAUGGUUUUAUGGCUUCACACGAAUCUGCAUCUUGCACUGGCUUUGUCCUGUCUUGUGGCAGGAAGUGCUGGAGUUGCUAUAGCAGAUGUAACCAUUGAUGCUUGUGUGACACAAUGCAGCAUAAGCCAUCCUACACUUGCUGCAGAUAUGCAAAGUUUGUGUGGUUUGAGUUCAUCCAUUGGUUCCUUGGUUGGUUUCUCCCUUAGCGGCCUUUUGGUGCACUUGGUUGGGUCCAAGGGUGUGUACGGUUUACUCGGUGUGACUGCAGGAUUGCUUGUUGUGGUUGGGAUGGUUCUUAAAGAAUCUCCUUCUCGCAGCCUAGGUCGCAAGCAUGUUAACGAGAAGUUUCUGGAUGCUGGCAGUGCAAUAUGGAAAACCUUUCAAUAUGGUGAGGUGUGGCGACCAUGCUUGUUCAUGCUAUUGUCAGCUGCAGUGAGCUUGCACAUUCACGAAGGCAUGUUCUAUUGGUACACAGAUGCAAAGGAUGGUCCUUCCUUUUCAAAGGAAGCCGUUGGAUCCAUUAUGUCAUUUGGUGCAAUCGGCUCUCUCGUGGGCAUACUUCUUUAUCAGAACUUUCUGAAGAACUUCCCUUUCCGGAAUGUCGUUUUCUGGGCACUUUCCCUAUCUGUCCUGUCAGGAUUUCUGGAUUUGAUCCUGGUGCUGCGCUUAAAUCUGAAGCUUGGUGUCCCUGAUUACUUCUUUAUUGUGGUAGAUGAGUUUGUUUCACAUAUGAUAAGUAGAAUCAAGUGGUUACCCUUACUUGUUCUCAGUUCCAAGCUCUGCCCUGCUGGUAUGGAAGGCACUUUCUUUGCUUUGCUCAUGUCUAUUGAACAUGUAGGACACCUAAUGUCGUCAUGGGGCGGAGGAGUAUUACUCCAUGCCCUGAAAGUCACGCGUACUCAGUUUGAUAAUCUCUGGUUGGUUAUUGUGAUCAGGAGUCUAUUGAGGGUAAUUCCAAUUGGAUUGGUCUUUUUGAUACCAAAUGUUGAUUCAAACUCAACCAUUCUCCCGGCUGAGAUGUUAACAAACAGAAGAAGUGAAGGUGUUGAUACCGAGAAGAUAGAGAUGACCGCUCUGAUCAGUGAUGAAGCUUGAGUUGAAUCAUUUUUGUUUUUAGGUACAGGAACAUCAGAUUCUUGAGAAAACCUAUCAAGUGGAUUCAUUGGAAUUCCAGGUUUAAGAAAUCUCUCAAGUUUUC